Messenger RNA from Setaria italica (foxtail millet), 1651 nucleotides. RefSeq names its product F-box protein At2g26160. The transcript has 2 exons. Lineage: Eukaryota; Viridiplantae; Streptophyta; Magnoliopsida; Poales; Poaceae. Gene Ontology annotation, molecular function: protein binding. The record is from RefSeq and is a predicted model, not a curated record. The coding region runs from base 101 to 1411 and encodes 436 amino acids.
AGUCUGGACGGACCCACCAGGCCGCCGCUCGUCUCCGGUCAUUCAUCGACGACCGCGCCGCCGCUUCUUGCUCUCCUCGCCGCCGACUCGUAAGGCCACCAUGGCCGGGCGCCACCGCCGCCGCCGCCGCGGCGGACAUCUCCGGCAAGAACGGUCCCCGCUAGCGCCUCCUCCAGGAGAUCCCUCGCCGAUGGAACCCACGACUCGCAGGGAAGUUGCCAUUCCAGAUAGGCCCUCCAAGAAAACCUGCCAUGCAUCAAGCUCUACUUCCUCUUCCAUGUCUGGCCCUGAUGUCUGGGCAGGUCUCCUGGACAGCCUGCUUCUCCAAAUAAUUGCCCUCCUCAGCUCAUUCCAUGACCUCCUUGCUUUGAUCGGUACCUGCCACUCAUGGCGCGCUGCACUCUCUUCCCUCCCACCUGCAUUUAGCUUCAACUUUCCACCCCUCCACCUCCAACCAGAUGAUCCUCAUCCCCAUCGCAAUUAUGUCAAGCACAGCCUUUUAUCCAAUAUCAAGUGGCAGCUCGUUGAUCCUGCAAAGCAAACCUCCUCCCUUCGCAGUUCAGCGCCCCAAAACCUUCGGGUCCGCAUGCGGUAUUUGGGCUGCUCAUAUGGUUAUCUUAUCUUCUACAAUUUUGAGCAAUGCCUCCUUGUUGAUGUGUACAGUGGUGCUACCAAGAAGCCUCCCAAACUCAAAUCUACCGGCAACCAUGAUAUCUACUAUGGAUUCCUUGUAGCUCCCAUCAACUCAUCCAAUUUGCACCUCCUCUUUUUCUCGAAAUCAUCAAUGUUCCAGUGGCAGGUUGGAUCAAACUCUUGGUCAGAGCACCCUCUUGAUGUUGAACGCAUCCUUCAGAUCGUGUUCUUCAAAGGUGAGAUGUUUGCCAUGGACUUGUUUGGGAGGCUCCACAGAAUACGUUUGGCACCUCAGUUCAGCAUGCAGGAAAUAGCAGUUAUGUGGGGAGAGGACAUGGAUGCAGGCCUGAGUUGUCAGCAAUGGUUGGUGGCCUGUGGUGACAUGCUUCUCUUGGUUGACUUCUCAGUAAGCUUUGAACCCUUUUCUGACUUGCCUGGCACCUUUAAAGUCUUUUGCCUUGACUUUUCAGUUGAACCAGCUAAGUGGGUAAAGAUGGAUAAUUUAGGAGACAAUGCUCUCUUUGUUAGCACUGAUAGGAGGAGUCCAACAUUUUCAUGCAUGAGCCCUGAAAGAUGGGGAGGAAAAAGAAACAGUAUUUACGUCACCAACCCAUCUGCAGAUUGUAAUGAACCUUGGAUUGCGGUCGAGCUUGGUCAGGUGGUGCCGAGCACAACUUACAGUCCAGAACCCAUCCUGGCACGCGGACCUGGUGUCCGUUACCACCAACCGCAAAGCCUCUGGGUGCUCCCCAGUUUGGUUUAUGGCGUUGGGCGAUGACAAAUCUUAGCUUGCCUUGGAGUUUUGGCUAUUCUUGGGCGCCCCUUACCUUUGCUGCCCUAAUAUGAUCUAUUAAACUGGGUCCUGUAGCUGUAUGGUUUCUUGACUUGGCAUUCAAUGCCCUCCUGUACAAAUUAUGUUGUAUUGUCAUGCAAUGGUUAGGCUAUCCCUACUUCUUUAUGUGGUGAACAAGUGAAAGCUGAGGUUUUAUUCAUUUUAUUAUCUAUUGUGAUUUCCCCA